UUACCGUCGUGCCCAGACUCCAUCAAACGCGCCGCCUCCCUCGUCGCCGCCGACCUCCUAACCUACUACCAUGGCUCCGAACCGGGCCAAACGCCCGGCAUCUUCCCCGGCCCUCCCCCCGCCGGCGACUACUACUGGUGGGAAUCCGGUGCGCUCUGGGGCACCCUGAUGGACUACUGGCACUACACGGGCGACUCGACCUACAACGAGCUGGUCACCUCCUCCAUGCUUUUCCACACGGGCCCGCCGCUGAACGCUUACAUGCCCGAGAACUACACCAUAUCGAUGGGCAACGACGACCAAGGGUUCUGGGGCCUCUCUGCCAUGCUCGCAGCCGAGGUCGGCUUUCCCGAUCCGCCGGCCGAUCAACCGCAGUGGUUGCAGCUCGCUCAGGCGGUGUUCAACACCCAGGCGGAUCCUGGAAGACAUGACGAUGCGUGUGGCGGUGGGUUGAGGUGGCAGAUACCGAUGGCGAAUAUUGGGUAUGACUAUAAGAAUUCGAUUAGCAACGGUAUCUUCUUCAACCUCGGCGCCAGACUGGCGAGGUACACGGGAAACGAAACGUACGCGCACCACGCGAGGAACACGUGGGACUGGAUGAUGGCCGUCGGGCUGAUGACCGAGGACGGGAAUGUGUAUGAUGGAGCGCACACGGGGGUGAACUGUACGGAUGUGUUUAAGGCACAGUUUUCGUAUAACGCGGCUGUUUUCUUGCAAGGGGCGGCGUUUAUGUACAGCUUUACAAAAGGCGAAGAACAACUCCUCUGGCAGCACCGCGUGCAAGCCCUCCUCGACCGCACCGUCGCCUUCUUCUUCCGCAUCGGCCCCAUCAUCGAGCUCUCCUGCGAGACGCCCACCGUCAUCAUCUGCAAGACCGACAUGCUGUCUUUUAAAGGGUACACGCACCGGUGGAUGGCCAGCACCGCGCAGCUCGCGCCCUUUACGCGGGACACCAUCAUGCGAGUUUUGCGCAACUCUACGGCGGCAGCCGUCAACUCGUGCCAGGGCCCCCUCCACAACGGCCGAGCGUGCGGUUUCCGCUGGACGACGGGUGGGUAUGAUGGCUUGACGGGGGCGGGGCAGGAGAUGAGCGUUUUGGCGGCUUUGUCAUCGUUGCUGGCCUUUAACGAAGAGGGGGGUGAGGAUGAGAAGACGGGUAAAGGUGCCCCGCUGACGGGGGAGACCGGAGGAACGAGUAAAGGCGAUCCGCACGCGGGGACGGGGAAGGGAGGGGUUGAUCCGACGCAGCUGAGGGAGGUGACGACGGGGGAUAGGGUGGGGGCGUGGUUCCUUACGGUGUUUACGCUGGGGACGCUGGUGGCGGCGUUUGUGUUGAUGGGCACGGGGUGGUUUGAGGAGCGGGAGGGUGAGGCUGCGGCUGCGGCUGGGGAGAAGAAGAAUAAGGAGAAGGAGGAGGAGAAGAAGAAGAAGUUGUCGAUUUGGUACAAGAUUGCGAGGGAGGUUAUUUUCAGGCAUCAGGGCUGAAGUCUACUCUUGUGGGGCGAUGCUUGGAAAUGCUUGGUCAAUUAUUACCUUGGGUAUGUUGGAAGUCACCAAGGUCAGUAGAAGGUCUUGUGGUAUUAGAACCUACCUCUAAGCAGU
This is a messenger RNA of Neurospora tetraspora, 1602 nucleotides long. Its product is annotated as mannan endo-1,6-alpha-mannosidase. Gene Ontology annotation, biological process: carbohydrate catabolic process; fungal-type cell wall biogenesis. Gene Ontology annotation, molecular function: mannan endo-1,6-alpha-mannosidase activity. NCBI's taxonomy places the organism in Eukaryota, Fungi, Ascomycota, Sordariomycetes, Sordariales, Sordariaceae. The annotation marks the transcript as partial. The record is from RefSeq and is a predicted model, not a curated record. The transcript is spliced from 3 exons.